UUUCCGUGUAUUCCGCCCUGCUCCCUCUCCUGUCAAUCAAAUCUAUUACGUAGGUCUUGUUAAUGCUGCAUAGCGACUGAGAAUAGCUUGAGAAGUGACCGCAGGUUGGCUGUGACUGCAGCCAGGACAGAAGAAGAUGCCUUCUCCAUCUUUUACCCUGGAUGCUCAGCUGAGAUUUCAUGACAAAUGGCUGAAGAUAGACCUACAGCGAGCAUUCUCUGCAGAGGGACUGAGUGAGAUGUGGAACGAAAUGGUAAAAGAUGAGGAGAUAACGAUUACCAGAGACGUUCCGGCUCACACAGAAGACUGCACUGAUUGUUUUGGAGCUCAGAAGAAGGACGAGCCCAAUGAUAAAGAGAAGAAGGAGGAGGAAGACAUGUCAACAUUUGCACAUCACUCCAUCAUGGAGACCUGGGACUGGGGCCGUCAGCCAGAUGAGACAGAGAUGAAAGACUGUCUGAUGGUGCUUAUUGAGGACCAGCAGAAGCUUUCGGCUCAGAUGGCCAAAAGCACCCUGUCUGCUCGGCGCCUACGCCAGCGUCUGGUCAUUCUGGAGCGCUACCUCAUCUCCCUCAGCCACAACAUGAUGGAGGAAAAGUACAAAGUCCGCUGGAAGACACCCCCCAGCCAACCCCUGCCUGCUGCUAACAACAAAAGCCCUCGUCCAGCCAGUAAAAGUGUUGAAGGUUUGGCCAGAGUUGGCUCCCGGGCAGCGCUCUCUUUUGCCUUUGCUUUCCUGCGUCGGGCAUGGAGGUCAGGAGAUGAUGCAGACCUUUGCAGUGAACUUCUCCAGGAGUCUCUGGAUGCUCUGCGAGCACUGCCUGAGGCAACGCUUUUUGAUGAAGGAACUGUGUCAUCAGUGUGGCUGGAAGUUGUUGAGAGGGCAACAAAAUUCUUAAGUGAUGUACAUGGAACUGCCAGCACCAAAGGUAACAUUCCUCUUCAAGACCAGCACCUUGCUCUGGCCAUCCUGCUGGAACUGGCUGUCCAGAGGGGCACUCUGAGUCAGCUGCUUUCAGCUGUUCUGUUACUGUUGCGUCUGUGGGAUAACAGCGCCAGAGAGAUGGACAACGAACGCUCCUCACAGGGGACCAGUGCUCCUCUUCUGCCCCUCCUGCAGCGUUUUCAAAACAUACACUGCAGCAAGGAGGAGACUGUUUUGGAAGAAGAUGCUGAGAUCGUCACUUCUCCCCUCAGUCCUGUUGAGAGUUUUCUGCGCUAUUUGACGUUGCCUCAGGACAACGACCUGGCCAUUGACCUUCAACAAACGGCUGUGGUGAUCAUGGCUCACCUGGACCGCUUAGCUUCUCCCUACAGUCCACCGCACUGUAACUCCCCGUCCUCACACAAGGGGACCUUACAGGAAGUGAUGGCGUGGGGCCUUUUAGGUUGGAAACUCUAUGCCAACGUCAAUGGACCCAUUCAGUGUAAAGCCCUGUCGAGCCUUGGGAUCACGCAAAUCGUUUGUUCUGAAAAAGGCUUUCUCAUCCUAUCCAGCAGCGGUGCUGUUUACACUCAGAACUACAAGAGCACAGCCCUGGCUCCUAUGCUUGUUUACGGUCUGAGCUCCAGAAAGAUUCUGAAGCUUGCGGCUCAUCCUGAUGGGCAGCACUACCUGGCCCUGUCAUCCAAUGGGGAAGUGUUCUCAUGGGGCUGUGGUGACGGGGGCCGCCUUGGACAUGGAGACACCAGUUAUCUUGAAGAGCCUACAAUGAUUGCAGCCUUCAGUGGGAAACAGAAUGGAAAGCAUGUGGUGCAUGUUGCGUGUGGGAGCACAUACAGCGCUGCUAUCACAUCUGAUGGAGAGCUCUUCACAUGGGGCAGAGGGAACUAUGGUCGACUGGGUCAUGGCUCUAGUGAGGACCAAACUAUACCAAUGCUAGUAAUAGCUCUGAAAGGACACAAAGUGGUGGAUGUGGCAUGUGGAAGCGGGGAUGCCCAAACGCUUGCUGUGACUGAAAACGGCCAAGUUUGGUCCUGGGGAGAUGGAGAUUACGGCAAACUGGGCCGAGGAGGCAGCGAUGGAUGCAAGACACCCAAGCUAGUGGAGAAGUUGCAGGACCUGGAUAUAGUGAAGGUGUGUUGUGGCAGUCAGUUUUCAGUAGCCCUCACUAAAGAUGGUCAAGUGUACACCUGGGGAAAGGGAGACAACCAACGUCUUGGUCACGGCACUGAUGAACAUGUUCGCUAUCCAAAGCUACUUGACAGUUUGCAAGGAAAGAAAGUUGUGGAUGUUGCAGUUGGAUCCACGCAUUGUCUAGCCCUCACAAAUGAUGGAGAAGUGCACAGUUGGGGCAGCAAUGAUAAGCUACAACACUUUGAUACACUUUUUUCCAACAAGAAACAGCCCAAGGCACUCCCAGGGCUCAACUCCAAACACAUAGUGGGGAUCUCCUGUGGACCAGGACAAAGCUUUGCCUGGUCCUCAUGUUCAGAAUGGUCUGUUGGGCUACGUGUGCCUUUUGUGGUAGAUGUUUGUUCUAUGACCUUCGAACAGUUGGACCUCCUCCUACGGCAGGUUAGCGAGGGUAUGGAUGGCAGCUCUGACUGGCCUCCACCUCAAGAGAAGGAGUGUAUGGUGGUCACCACACUGAAUCUGCUUAGGCUCCAGGAUAUUGAAGCUAAAGAGGCAGCUCAGAAAGAGAAGGAGAUUGAUGAGCAGGAAGCCAAUGCCUCCUCCAUGCAUCGUUGCCGCACCAUGCUCGACAAAGACCUCAUUAACACAGGCAUUUACGAGUCAACAGGGAACCAAAGCCUGCCCUUGGUGCAGCUUGUACAGCAGCUUUUAAGAAAUAUCGCCUCUCAGACCAUAGCAAGAUUAAAGGAUGUUGCGCGCCGCAUCUCCAACUACUUAGAGGCUGAACAUGUCAGCAAGGAGCGCUCUGCAUCUCUGGAUCUGCUCCUGCGUUUCCAGAGGCUGCUGGUCAGCAAGCUAUACCUGGGUGUUAACAGCACAGAGGAUGUUAAUGGAUAUGAUCCUGAGCUUUUUGGUGUUGGCUCCUUGCUAAAAAAGUAUAUCGCCUUCUUGUGCACUCACAUUGGAGAUAUUCUCCCUGUGGCAACAAGUAUUGCAUCCACCGGUCGCAGACAUUUUGCUGAAGUUUCUCGUGUUAUUGAAGGAGAUCUCACUGGAGUCCUUCUUCCAGAGCUGGUGGUGUCUAUCAUCCUCCUCCUUACCAUUGAUGCUAAACUGAUGCAGGAGACUGGUUCUAUCCCUCUGCUGGCUGGACUCCUAGAGCACUUGGACCGUUUCAACCACUUGGCCCCAGGACAUGAGAGGGAUGAUCAUGAGGACUUGGCCUGGCCAGGCAUUAUGGGGUCUUUCUUCACAGGGCAGAAUUCUAAGAACAACGACGAGAUUUCACUUGUACGUAAGGCUGACCUGGAGAAUCAUAACAAAGAUGGUGGCUUCUGGACAGUAAUUGAGGGAAAGGUCUAUGACAUUAAAGACUUCCAGGCUCAAUCCCAGUCGCUAACAGGGAACAGCAUUUUAGCUCAGUUUGCAGGAGAGGACCCUGUGGUUGCUCUGGAAGCUGCCCUACAGUUUGAAGACACAAGGGAAUCUAUGCAGGCUUUCUGUGUUGGACAAUAUAUGGAGCCCAACCAGGAGACAGUCACUACUCCAGAUCUUGGCAGUUUGUCUUCUCCUCUUAUUGACACUGAGCGGAACUUGGGUCUGCUGCUGGGUCUUCAUGCCUCCUACCUUGCCAAGAGCACUCCACUGUCAACUAUGGAAACUGAAUGUGCCAAAUGGCUCCAGUCCUCCAUAUUUUCUGGUGGCCUUCAGACCAGUCAGAUCCACUACAACUACAAUGAGGAGAAGGAUGAAGACCACUGCAGCUCCCUGGGUACAACCACUCCUGAAAAGGCCAAACUUUACUCCCACAGGAUAACCCUAAGCGACCACGCUCAGCCUUUCCUGCAGGCCGUUGCCGACAACACCACUCAGGACCACACUGUGAAGGACUUUUUAUGCCAAAUAGAACGAAGCUGUAAGCAGUAUCAUCUUAUUACACCCAUCACCUUUCCACCGGAGCAUCCUGUUGAAGAAGUUGGCCGCCUGCUGCUCUGCUGCCUGCUCAAACAUCAAGACUUGGGUCACGUUGCCCUUUCACUUGUCAGUCAGUGUGCCUUGGGCGUGGACCAAGGAAAACAAAGGUCCCUUCCUAAAUCUGUGAUUGACGUAUGCCGCAUGGUCUAUCAGGCUAAAUGUUCUCUAAUCAAGACUCAUCAGGAACAAGGACGCUCCUAUAAAGAAGUGUGUGCCCCCGUUAUCGAGCGCCUACGUUUUUUGUUUCAUGAGUUGCGUCCAGCUGUGAGCAACGACCUGUCAAUUGUGUCCAAACUGAAGCUGCUGAGCUCUCAACCUCGAUGGAGAAGGAUCACACAGAAACUUAUCCGGGAUCGAAGGAAAAAAAGAGUGCCAAAGAAGUCAGAAUCUGCUGAUAUUGAAGAGCCAAAGCUGGAGAAUGAGGGGACCAAUGAAGAAGAGCAUAAUGUUCACAUCAGCCCCACUCCUGCAGACAGGAAAUCACCCACUGGGAAGACAUCCAAGCAGGACAAGUGGCAGCCUCUUUUAAACACAGUAGCAAAUGUCCAGAGAUACCGGUGGUUGAAACACAGUGUUCCUGGGGCUUUUUCUAAGUGCAGCCUCAUGGGUACCAUAGUAGAAUUUGCACUUAAAGAGGAACCGCUUGAUGUGGAAAAGAUGAGGAAGUGUCUUCUUAAGCAGUUGGAAAGGGCUGAAGUGAGGCUUGACGGCAUUGACACCAUGUUGAAGUUGGCCUCUAAAGGCUUCCUGCUACCAUCUGUGCAGUAUGCAAUGCUCUGUGGCUGGCAAAGGGUCAUACCUGAAGGGACCAACAUUGGAGAGCCCUUGUCUGACUGCCUUAAGGAUGUAGAUCUGAUCCCUCCCUUCAAUCGACUUCUUUUGGAAGUGACAUUUGGGAAGUUGUAUUCUUGGUCUAUCCAGAAUGUUCGCAAAAUCCUUCUAGAAUCAAGCGCCCGGUUCAAAGAACUAGGUGUGCAGCCUGUCCCCUUACAGACCAUAACCAAUGAGAACCCAGCAGGACCAAGUCUUGGCACCAUUCCACAAGCCCGCUUCCUUCUGUCCAUGAUACAUAUGCUGUCACUGAAACACGGGUCUAAUAGCCUUAGUCUCCUGCUUAAUUCUGGCCUUUUGGCCCUCACACAGAGUUUACUCAAGCUCAUAGGACCCAGCACGGACAGCAGUGAGGAGGACCUCAGUUCAUGUGUACAUGGAGGCUCAGCCACAGUGCUGGAAGAAUCCCGAAAGGAGGCGGCUCCCACUCUUUUACCUGCUUCUGGUCCAGAGCUGGCUUCCAUGAUGAAGAUUGGCACCAGAGUCAUGAGGGGAGUUGACUGGAAAUGGGGAGAUCAGGAUGGUCCAGCACCAGGUCUGGGCCGAGUCAUUGGAGAGCUGGGUGAGGAUGGAUGGAUCAGAGUUCAAUGGGACACGAGCAGCACCAACUCAUACAGGAUGGGCAAGGAGGGCAAAUAUGACCUGAAACUUGCAGAGCCGCCUCCAGCUGCCCAGCCCACAGCUGAAGACUCAGACACUGAGGAUGACACAGAAGGUGAGCUGAUUGAGAAAAGCAGCCACCCAACCGCAAUGAUGCUCAUCAGCACAGUCAAUUUGUUGAAGAUGCUCGCUUUAUCUGCUGGGAUCUAUGCAGAUGUUUUGCAAACGGACGCUUUGCGAACUUUGUGUGGACUAUUGAGGAUGCUUGUGGAAAGUGGAGUGAACGACAAGACAAGUUGUCAUUCUCACAGAUUGGUGUCUCGGGAGCAGCACAGGAACUGGUGUACUCUGGGCUUCAUUCGCAGCAUUGCUCUUUUGCCACAGAUGUGCAGCACUCUUAGCACCUCUGCUUGGAUUGGCCUGCUUCUCCGAAUAGUAGAGGGGUACCAGUCCUUCAAUGCCGUUACUCUGCAGAGACAGAUCCUGGCUCUGCGCCUCCUGCAGGCAGUCCUGCCUUCAUGGGACAAGACUGAGCGCUCUCAGGACAUGAAGUUCCUGGUAGAGAAGUUGUUUGGUUUCCUGGGAAGCCUUCUAAGCACCUGCUCAUCAGAUCUGCCACUACUCCGAGAGGGUUGCGUGAGGAGGAGAAAGUCUCGCCCACAGGCGUCUCUGACAGCCACUCACAGCAGCACGCUGGCAGAGGAGAUUGUUACUGUCCUGCGUACUCUUCACUUCCUCAGUCAGUGGAAAGGUCUAAUAAACGAUUACAUCAACACUCAGCUCAGCUCCAUUGGAGAUAUUAUGACUGGCUGCCAGUUUGAAGCUUGUAUCUUGGAGGAGUAUUUUCCUGACCCAGAGGGUCCCAGAGUCUGCAGUCUGAUGGCAGUUCUGGCUGUGAUCGGCGGGAUUGAUGGGCGCCUCAGGCUGGGGGGGCAGGUCAUUCACGAGGAGUACGGAGAAGGAACCGUCACACGCAUUACCCCAAAAGGACGCAUCACUGUCCAGUUUUAUGAGAUGAGAACCUGCAGGGUUUGCUUGCUCAGCCAUCUCAAACCGCUUCCUGGUGUCUUGCUGAAUGUGCAGAACUUGCCUCUCAAUGAGCCCAUGUUGGCAGUUUGGGCUCAGUUGGUCAAUUUAGCUGGAAGCAAAGUAGAGAAACAACGUAUGAAGAGGUCUCUCAGUCGAGGGUUAGCAGCUGACCAGGUGGACAUCCAUUUGCUGCGUUGUCAACAGCUAAGACUUUACAUUUUGAAGGCAGGACGGGCGCUGCUGUCUCAUCAGGACAGACUCAGGCAGAUCCUCUCCCAGCCAGCAGUUGCAGACAUCGGACCCCACCCCAGCGAUGACCCAGUGGUGUCUUUUCCUGAUGCUGGAGACUUGUCUCCUGAGGGUCCACUGCCCCCCUUGCUCCUCCUGCAGCAGCUACUUUCUGCAGCCACUCAGCCCUCCCCCAUCAAAGCUAUUUUUGACAGGCGUGAGAUGGAGGCAGCAGCUCUGGCAGUGUGUCAGUUCCUGGCUGUGGAAUCUACCCACCCGUCCUCUCCACUGUUUGAAGAGAGCAGCUCCAGUGAGGCCACCACGCCUGUCACCAUACAACAUGUCAAACCGCCCAAGCAGAAGAAACAGAAGACCUCCCCUGUACCCCCAUUACCCAUAGUCCUCCAGCUCAUGGAAAUGGGCUUCCCAAGGAAGAAUAUUGAAUUUGCUUUGAAGUCGUUGUGUGGUACAACAGGCAGUGCAUCUGGUGUACCAGGUGUUGAAGCUCUGGUAAGCUGGCUGCUCGACCAUCCAGACAUUCACUUCACGGAGCUAUCAGACGCUGACACUGUGUCUGAUGAAUACUCAGAUGAGGAGGUGCUGGAGGAACUGGAGGAGGCAGAGCCAACUUUUUCUGUGUCCUCAGGAGCCGUGGUGACUGAGAGUCAGACAUUUAAGAAGAGGUCAGAUUUCCAAAGCAAUGACGAUUAUGCUGUGUAUGUGAGAGAAAACAUUCAGGUGGGAAUGAUGGUAAAGUGCUGCAGAACGUACGAGGAAGUGUAUGAUGGAGAUGUUGGGAAAGUGAUUAAGCUGGACAGGGAUGGACUUCAUGAUUUAAAUGUUCAGUGUGACUGGCAGCAAAAAGGAGGAACGUACUGGGUUCGCUACAUCCACAUUGAGCUAACUGGAUUCCCACUACAAAGUUCUCCUUCUCAUAUAAAGAUUGGUGAUAAAGUGAGGGUAAAGCCCACCGUCACAACUCCAAAGUACAAGUGGGGCUCAGUCACACACAGGAGUGUUGGAGUAGUGAAAGCUUUCAGUGCCAAUGGGAAGGAUGUGAUUGUUGACUUCCCCCAGCAGUCCCACUGGACUGGAUUAUUGUCUGAGAUGGAACUGGUACCCAGUGUUCAUCCAGGAGUCAGGUGUGAUGGUUGUCAGAUGUUUCCUAUUAAUGGCCCAAGAUUCAAGUGCAAAAACUGUGAUGAUUUUGACUUCUGUGAAAACUGCUUCAAGACACGCAAACACAACACCAGACAUUCCUUUGGUCGAAUCAAUGAGCCUGGCCAGUCUCCAGCUUUUUGUGGCCGUUCAGGCAAACUGCUCAAGAAGCAUCACAACAGCCAGCGUGGGAUGCUGAUCGAUGAUUGGUCUCGUGCAGUCAAGGGCCUAAAUGUGUCAUCGUCUGUCAACCAGGCAUCCCGCCUCAUUGACUGCAGUGAUCAGUGCUGGCAGUCUUCUGGCUCACAGGGAAAGCACUGGAUUCGUCUUGAGCUUUUUCCAGACGUUCUUGUGCACAGGCUGAAGAUGGCUGUGGACCCAUCAGACAGCAGCUACAUGCCCUCACUUGUUGUAGUAUCUGGUGGAAGCUCUUUGAACAACUUAAUUGAACUCAAGACAAUUACCAUCAAUCCCACAGACACUACAGUUCUUCUCCUUACUGAGUGUACUGAGUUUCAUAGAUACAUUGAGGUUGCAAUCAAGCAGUGUCGCAGCUCUGGUAUAGACUGCAAGAUUCACGGACUUCGUAUUGUGGGGCGCAUCAGAGCAGAGGAUGAAGAUUUGGCUACUGUUCCUUUCUUAGCAUCUGACAAUGAAGAAGAUGAUGAUGAGAAAACCACAGCUGGGAGUCUUGCUCGUAAGAAGUCAGCAGGAUUGGAGUCAGCAGCUGUCAUCAGGACCAAAGUGUUUGUUUGGGGUCUGAAUGACAAAGAUCAGCUUGGAGGACUCAAAGGCUCGAAGAUUAAAGUUCCUUCCUUCUCUGAAACACUUUCUGCACUCAGUGUGGUGCAAGUGGCUGGUGGUUCCAAGAGUCUCUUUGCAGUGACUGUGGAGGGAAAGAUUUACGCUUGUGGAGAGGCCACCAACGGCAGGUUAGGUCUGGGCCUGUCUAGUGGGACCAUCCCAAUCCCUCGUCAGAUCACUGCACUCAGUAACUACGUGGUAAAGAAGGUGGCUGUGCACUCUGGUGGACGCCACGCCAUGGCCCUUACUGUCGAUGGGAAGGUCUUUUCCUGGGGCGAAGGAGACGAUGGCAAACUGGGGCACUUCAGUAGAAUGAACUGUGAUAAACCUCGGCUGAUCGAGGCAUUGAAGAGCAAGCGUAUCCGUGACAUCGCCUGUGGCAGCUCUCACAGUGCUGCAAUCACCUCCAGCGGGGAACUCUACAGCUGGGGUUUAGGUGAAUAUGGCCGCCUUGGACAUGGAGACAACACCACUCAGCUGAGGCCUAAACUGGUUAAAAUGCUUCUGGGGCACCGAGUUAUCCAGGUAGCUUGUGGCAGCAGGGACGCUCAAACUCUAGCUCUCACUGAUGAAGGAUUGGUGUUUUCUUGGGGUGAUGGGGACUUUGGAAAGCUUGGCCGGGGUGGCAGUGAGGGCUGUAACAUUCCUCAGAACAUAGAGAGACUUAAUGGACAAAGUGUCUGUCAAAUUGAGUGUGGAGCUCAAUUUUCCCUGGCUUUGACUAAAUCUGGCAUCGUUUGGACCUGGGGUAAAGGUGACUAUUUUCGACUGGGCCACGGCACUGAUGUUCAUGUUCGAAAGCCACAGAUGGUGGAAGGAUUGAGAGGGAAAAAGAUUGUCCAUGUUGCUGUUGGAGCCCUACACUGUCUGGCUGUCACAGAAACAGGACAGGUGUAUGCAUGGGGGGACAAUGACCAUGGGCAGCAGGGCAAUGGCACCACCACAGUGAACAGGAAACCUACCUUGGUUCAGGGUCUGGAGGGACAGAAGAUCACUCGGGUGGCAUGUGGCUCCUCACACAGCGUGGCCUGGACUACUGUGGAUGUGACCACACCUUCAGUUCAUGAGCCAGUCCUUUUCCAGACAGCCAGAGACUCCCUUGGAGCUUCAUACUUAGGUGUCCAGUCAGACAGCGACUCCUCAUCAGUGAGCAACAAGAUGAGUGGUCAGAACAGCGUGAAGCCAAAUCGGCCCUCUCUGGCUAAAAUUCUCCUUAGUCUGGAUGGAAACCUGGCCAAACAGCAGGCUCUGUCUCACAUCCUGUCAGCUCUCCAAAUCAUGUAUGCAAGGGAUGCGGUGGUUGGUGCUCUGAUGCCUGCCAGCAUGAUUUUACCAGCAGAGUGUCCUCCCAGCUCACCUGUUCCCCCGUUAGACUCUUCAUCUUCAUCCAGCGUGAGUGAUGAAGAAGGCCCUCCUGUCCCUCCUGAAACUGAAGAACGGGUCAGCCCUAAUCCCUGGCAAGACAAGAAGGGAGAGGCACCUUCGUCAGAAGAUGCAGUCACGCCAUCUUCAGCCGUGACUCCUUCAGCCUGUGGAGCCUCCUCACGUCCUUUCAUCCCCGUCACUGAUGACCCUGGAGCAGCUAGCAUCAUAGCUGAAACCAUGACAAAAACAAAAGAAGACUCAGAAAGCCAGAGUAAAGUUGUUGGUCCAGAGCCUCAGUACCUGGAUGAGUUCACAAGUCUGCUUGUGCCUGAUGAUACUCGAGUAAUGGUGGACCUGCUGAAGCUGGCAGUGUCUUGUCGCUCUGGGGACAAAGGCAAGGAGGUGCUGUCUUCUGUGCUAUCAGGCAUGGGUACAGCAUACCCACAGGUUGCUGACAUGCUGUUGGAGUUGUGUGUCACUGAAUUGGAAGACGUUGCCACAGAUUCACAGAGUGGUAGGCUGUCCUCCCAGCCAGCAGUUGUAGAGAGCAGCCAUCCUUACACUGAUGACACAUCUACCAGCGGCACCGUGAAGAUCCCAGGUGCUGAGGGUUUAAGGAUAGAGUUUGACCGGCAGUGUUCAACUGAGAGGCGCCACGACCCACUAACAAUCAUGGAUGAAGCCAACAGGGUUGUCUCUGUCCGAUCAGGUCGAGAGUGGUCCGAUUGGUCCAGUGAGUUAAGGAUCCCAGGAGAUGAGCUCAAAUGGAAGUUUACAAGUGAUGGUUCAGUUAAUGGUUGGGGUUGGCGCUUCACCGUUUACCCCAUCAUGCCUGCAGCUGGCCCCAAAGACUUGCUAUCUGAUCGCUGUAUCUUGUCCUGCCCCUCCAUGGACUUGGUCACAUGCCUCUUGGAUUUCAGGCUGAACUUUGCAUCCAACAGGAGCAUUGUGCCUCGCCUAGCUGCUUCUCUUGCUGCUUGUGCCCAGCUCAGUGCAUUAGCUGCUGGACACAGAAUGUGGGCCUUGCAGAGGCUCCGCAAGCUUCUGACCACAGAGUAUGGGCAGUCCAUCAAUAUAAACAGGCUGCUAGGAGACAGCGAAGGAGAGGCUCGGUCCAUUAGUUUUACAGGCAGUGCUCUGGCUGCUCUUGUAAAAGGACUUCCUGAGGCUUUGCAGAGGCAGUAUGAGUAUGAGGACCCCAUAGUCAGAGGAGGCAAGCAGCUGCUUCACAGUCCAUUUUUCAAGGUCUUGGUUGCUCUAGCUUGUGACCUGGAGCUCGAUACAUUACCCUGCUGUGCUGAGACACAUAAGUGGGCCUGGUUCCGUCGAUACUGCACAGCCUCCAGGGUGGCGGUGGCCUUUGAUAAGAGAACCUCCCUAACACGAAUCUUCCUAGAUGAGGUUACUAAGAAAAUAUGUGAGCUCAUGGCAGAUCACGAAAGCAUGAAUGGACUACAUGAAAGCCAUGACUUGUUCAAGCGUGAGCACGAUGAGCAGCUUGUCCAGUGGAUGAACCGACGCCCAGAUGACUGGACGCUCUCUGCUGGAGGGAGUGGUACUAUCUACGGUUGGGGCCACAACCACAGGGGGCAGCUGGGGGGUAUAGAGGGGGCAAAAGUCAAAGUUCCUACACCCACUGAAGCUCUCGCCACACUGAGACCAGUACAGCUUAUCGGAGGAGAACAAACUCUGUUUGCCGUCACUGCUGAUGGAAAGCUGUAUGCAACUGGAUAUGGAGCAGGGGGCAGGCUGGGUAUUGGUGGAACAGAGUCUGUGUCCACUCCAACUUUACUGGAGUCCAUCCAGCAUGUCUUUAUCAGGAAGGUGGCGGUGAACUCAGGAGGGAAGCACUGCCUGGCCCUUUCCUCUGAGGGAGAAGUUUACUCCUGGGGAGAGGCUGAGGAUGGCAAACUAGGUCAUGGAAACAGAAGCCCUUGUGACCGUCCUCGUGUAAUUGAGUCCCUGAGGGGAAUAGAAGUGGUGGAUAUUGCAGCUGGAGGUGCUCACAGUGCCUGCAUCACAGCCAGCGGUGAGCUCUUCACCUGGGGCAAAGGUCGUUAUGGAAGGCUGGGCCACGGAGACAGCGAGGACCAACUUAAACCAAAACUAGUGGAUGCACUGCAGGGUCACAGGGUGAUAGAUGUUGCCUGUGGCAGUGGAGAUGCUCAGACACUGUGUCUCACUGAUGAUGAUAUGGUCUGGUCUUGGGGAGAUGGAGACUAUGGAAAAUUAGGCAGAGGAGGCAGUGAUGGGUGUAAAAUUCCCAUGAAGAUUGACUCUCUCACUGGCCUUGGAGUGGUGAAAGUGGAGUGUGGCUCUCAGUUCUCUGUGGCGCUGACUAAAUCUGGGGCAGUCUACACAUGGGGCAAAGGAGAUUACCAUCGACUGGGUCAUGGCUCUGAUGACCAUGUGCGACGACCCAGGCAGGUUCAGGGUCUACAAGGAAAAAAAGUAAUCGCCAUUGCCACAGGGUCUCUGCACUGUGUUUGCUGCACAGAAGAUGGAGAAGUGUACACUUGGGGUGACAAUGAUGAAGGCCAGCUGGGAGAUGGGACCACUAAUGCCAUCCAGAGGCCGCGGCUAGUGGCUGCGCUGCAGGGCAAAAAAAUCAACCGAGUGGCCUGUGGCUCUGCUCACACUCUCUCCUGGUCCACCAGCAAGCCCACUAAUGCUGGGAAACUGCCUGCGCAGGUUCCUAUGGAAUACAACCAUUUGCAGGAGAUCCCCAUCAUGGCUCUGAGGAAUAGGUUGCUGCUGCUGCAUCAUUUCUCUGAGCUUUUCUGCCCAUGCAUCCCCAUGUUUGACCUGGAGGGUCGGCUGGAUCAGGCAGGCCACGGCCCAUCAGUUGGCUUCGACACGCUCAGGGGCAUCCUUAUCUCACAGGGCAAGGAAGCAGCUUUUAGGAAGGUGGUUCAAGCUACAAUGGUAAGAGACAGACAGCAUGGACCAGUUGUGGAGCUGAACAGAAUACAGGUAAAGCGUUCCCGUAGCAAAGGAGGUCUUGCAGGUCCUGACGGAACAAAGUCUGUGUUUGGUCAGAUGUGUGCCAAAAUGAGUUCAUUCAGCCCAGACAACCUGCUGCUUCCUCAUCGUGUAUGGAAGGUUAAGUUUGUAGGUGAGUCUGUAGACGACUGUGGUGGAGGCUACAGUGAGUCCAUCGCUGAAAUGUGCGAAGAGCUGCAAAACUCUCUGACACCACUGCUCAUAGUCACUCCCAAUGGCCGUGAUGAGUCGGGGGCCAACAGGGAUUGUUUCCUGCUUAACCCUGCUGCCAAGUCCUCUCUUCACAUGAGCAUGUUUCGCUUCUUAGGAGUCCUCCUGGGAAUUGCAAUCCGAACUGGAAGCCCCCUCAGCCUAAAUCUGGCAGAGCCUGUAUGGAAGCAGCUGGCAGGCAUGAACCUGACCAUUGCUGACCUCAGUGAGGUUGAUAAGGAUUUUAUUCCUGGCUUGAUGUACAUCCGGGACAACGAAGCUACAUCUGAAGAGUUUGAGGGCAUGACCCUGCCUUUCACUGUGCCCAAUGCCAGUGGCCAGGACAUCCAGCUCAGCUCCAAAUACUCCCACAUUACCCUGGAAAACCGAGCAGAAUAUGUCCGCCUGGCCAUUAAUUACAGACUCCAUGAAUUUGAUGAGCAGGUGUCUGCUGUGCGUGAAGGGAUGGCUCGAGUAGUUCCCGUUCCCCUGCUGUCACUUUUCACUGGUUACGAGUUAGAAACGAUGGUGUGUGGAAGUCCAGAUAUCCCGCUCCACCUGCUGAAGUCAGUGGCCACCUAUAAAGGAGUAGAGCCGACGGCGUCACUCAUCCAGUGGUUCUGGGAAGUGAUGGAGUCCUUCUCCAAUACAGAGAGGUCACUGUUCCUGAGGUUCGUCUGGGGUCGCACACGGCUGCCACGCACCAUCGCCGACUUUCGAGGUCGGGACUUUGUUGUACAGGUGCUGGACAAAUACAUCCCUCCUGACCAUUUCCUGCCAGAGUCCUACACGUGUUUCUUCCUGCUCAAGUUGCCCAGGUACUCGUGCAAACAAGUGCUGGAGGAGAAACUCAAAUACGCCAUUCACUUCUGCAAAUCCAUCGACACGGACGAUUACGCUCGCAUCGCCCUCUCUGGAGAGCCUGCAGCUGAUGACAGCAGUGAGGACUCCGAUAAUGAGGACGCUGACUCGUUUGCCUCAGACUCUACACAGGACUAUCUAACAGGACACUGAGUUUAGUCGGGGAUGUCAACAAGAGAAGCUGUGCUAAUCUAUUUCACACACUUAGACAUUCUGUUGAGAGGAUGUGCAAUGAACUUCAAAAGAAAUAUAAGCUAAUAAAGAAAGUAAAAAACACCAGUCAGCUUUGAUUAAUUUCUUCAAAUGAAGCAGGAGGAUCAGCUGCACAUGUAGUUGUUGUGUUACGUGGGAUUACCAGUACAUACGUAUUAUUGCAUUUACAGCCUGGCACUGUGGUAGGUUUCUCUCUUUACUUUGUGUGAAAUUCCUGUCUUUAGACUGUAUAUAAAAACUGGCGUGUGACAAUAGUAGGAUUUUUUUAUUUUAUUUUUUAGUAAUGAUCAUGUUUCUUUAUAUAAAAAAUGAAGAAAAAUCUUUUAAACUUGAAGUCUGUGUUCGUCACAUGGCUCCCUUCAGUCAGAGGCCAGUGAAGGGGGUGACUAUAGGAUUUGUGUAUGUGCGCCUCCCACCCCCCGAUCAUUGUGCACUAAUUAAUGUAAAUGAUUGUGCCAUGUAUUCACACAAGAUCUAAUUCCU
Nematolebias whitei (Rio pearlfish) is the source of this 14815-nucleotide messenger RNA. RefSeq names its product HECT and RLD domain containing E3 ubiquitin protein ligase 2 (gene herc2). Gene Ontology annotation, cellular component: membrane; cytoplasm. Gene Ontology annotation, molecular function: zinc ion binding; protein binding; ubiquitin protein ligase activity. NCBI's taxonomy places the organism in Eukaryota, Metazoa, Chordata, Actinopteri, Cyprinodontiformes, Rivulidae. Gene Ontology annotation, biological process: protein ubiquitination. The record is from RefSeq and is a predicted model, not a curated record.